CCCAGGUCGACCAAGGACGAAGUCAGCGAGGCGGCAGAGGAUGAUGGGAAGCAACGGCGGCGGCGGAGGCGGGAUGGUGCCGAGUACGGGGACCGUCGGCGGCAGCGGAAGCGGCAUCGGCGGCGAUGGACGGCACGACGACGAGGCCGUACUCACCGAGUUCCUCUCCUCUCUCAUGGACUACACCCCCACGAUCCCUGACGAGCUGGUGGAGCACUACCUCGGCCGCAGCGGCUUCCAGUGCCCCGACGUACGCCUAACGAGGCUGGUGGCUGUAGCUGCUCAAAAGUUUGUAUCGGACGUUGCAAGCGAUUCUCUUCAGCACUGCAAAGCCAGGGUAGCAGCACCUAUCAAAGACAACAAGAGCAAACAGCCGAAGGAUAGACGUCUUGUAUUGACAAUGGAUGAUCUUUCUAAGGGCUUGCUUGAGCAUGGGGUGAACUUGAAGCACCCCGAGUACUUUGCAGAUAGCCCUUCAGCAGGGAUGGCCCCUUCAACAACAGAGGAAUAGAACCAGUUGCUUGUUCAACCAGAGGAGCAGAUUCAGUUUGAGUCUAGUCCGAACCAAGUGUUAAGCGGUUCUUCCUCUGUUCCUUUUUAGAAGACGUUUUGGCUUGCCGAUCGUAGGGAGUAUAUGCCAAAAGAACAGUUAUACCAGCAUCCUUGCAACGGUGUACUCACAAAAGCUUGAAGUAUGUAGUUGAUGUCUGUUCUACUGUCAAAAAACAAAAACUUGAUGUCUGUUCUUGAUGUAUUUAUGGUGAAUUCCCCAUUGGAUUUAUGGUGAAUAGUAUCAGCUAUAUGUGCUGAUUGGUUUCUCUGAAUUA
Brachypodium distachyon (stiff brome) is the source of this 827-nucleotide messenger RNA. Its product is annotated as transcription initiation factor TFIID subunit 10. The transcript is spliced from 6 exons. Gene Ontology annotation, molecular function: RNA polymerase II general transcription initiation factor activity; promoter-specific chromatin binding. Gene Ontology annotation, cellular component: transcription factor TFIID complex; nucleus; SAGA complex. Gene Ontology annotation, biological process: transcription initiation at RNA polymerase II promoter. Lineage: Eukaryota; Viridiplantae; Streptophyta; Magnoliopsida; Poales; Poaceae. The record is from RefSeq and is a predicted model, not a curated record. The coding region runs from base 41 to 511 and encodes 156 amino acids.